GGGCUGUAAUCAUUUUGUUACAUUUGCCCACAGAUAAAUAGCACAUCGUGUUCCAGUAUUGAUCGUCCACUGCCUGGCUUCACUAGUCCUCUUCUCGAUAACGUUCGCGUGAGUUCUGGCGCCCCCUUAACAGUUGGGCAAGUGUCUUGAAGGCGGACUUGGCUGGGUUAUCGAGGACAUGCAGUGAACUAUCGCUUUACCAAGUAAUUUUGGAAUAAACUUUGGAAUUAAACGUAAAGGGGUGAUUGUGUUGUUACCUGUGAGAACUGGAGACCGUUCACGGACCCCCCAUCGCUCAUGACUCUCCGCCACAGGGGAGUUCUGGCAGACUGAUGCGAUUAAAACCAGUGCGCAGUAUGUGGAGAAGGCAUCUCAACUUGACCAUUCUUCUCGUGUUUCCCUGUAUCCUGUCCUUACCUAUGACUUCCGGUCGUCCAUGGACGCCUCAACACUUACACACAACUACACGACCCAGCUAUUUGGAACUUUUGACGUCUUUACAGAAACGUGGGUGCCAUUUGGGCCUGCCUUGCACGUAUUCUCACUUGUCCUCUAUAGCUGCACAAAGAACUCUUCAGAGAAUGAUGGUGGAUUACAUGCAUAACUGCGUGAACGACCCCCGCUGUUCACCUGGUCGACGAAAGCGACAAACAUCGUCAUCUAAGGAUCGCGUGAGCCUACGACCAAAGAGAGCCUCUUUGAGUCGUAAUUUGGACGGGUUCCCUGGCCGGUAGGCCGAACCGGAGGAUGCUGGCCCACAGAUAGCGCUGGUGGAUGACAGGCCGGGCAUCCUAACACAAGCCGCUAUCACCAACUCCCUGGCACCUAAUCCCUUCUCUACCCAACUCUAACGUCUCCGUAGAAUUCCAAUCACAUCGUUUGCAGGCAGUUUUUCACUGGUGAUCACGUCAACAGUAUAACGCGCGACCAGCUACAAGCAUACCGGCGAACAGACAACUUGGGGUUAUCCCACUUGUAGGAGCUUGUGCUUCACUUCGAGUCAAAAUCUUGAAAAUGUUUUUUUUGUUACUUCAAGUUAAAAAUGUUUGGCUUUUCGGAAAAUCUUGCGUAAUCCAUUUUUUGGAUGACGUCGGAUAUUCCAAAGUGAGUCAAUUCCAUCUCUAGAAACUCUGUGGACAAUUUCUUCAAAGGAACUAUUAGACUGAAAAAAAUAAAAGGUUUUCACUGAGUCUGAUAUUGCCCCUGAAAAUCAUGUAUCAUUUGAUCAUGUAUCAGUUUCUAACAUCUUUUACGUCGUCGGAGGUAUAAAGCUCUAAUAUCCUGUUAUAAAUGACAGAAUUGCCCUUCUCCAAAUGCGGGAGGGGUGGUUGGGAUAAAAUAUAUUUCUUAAACUACACUAUGAAUUUUAACCAAAGAAAUCGUCACUAUAUACCACGUGACCCUACAAAAUAUAUUCCAAUAAUUUGUUAUCAAGAUAAAGUUAUAAAUGCAUCGAAAUGUCAACACCUGCUAUCCCAUUUAUCUCGUCUUGUCCGUUUAUUUAUUUCUAGCAUUAUUUCAUUAAUGGUAAAAAAAGACUAAUGCAACUUUAUUCCGGUUUACAAACUAUCAGUUCUCAUAAUCAUAUAGGUAAUAAAGGAU
This is a messenger RNA of Liolophura sinensis, 1602 nucleotides long. RefSeq lists its product as uncharacterized. Bases 333 to 734 code for a protein of 133 amino acids. The transcript has 4 exons. The record is from RefSeq and is a predicted model, not a curated record. NCBI's taxonomy places the organism in Eukaryota, Metazoa, Mollusca, Polyplacophora, Chitonida, Chitonidae.